Molecule: messenger RNA, 2220 nt
Organism: Cajanus cajan (pigeon pea)
Lineage: Eukaryota; Viridiplantae; Streptophyta; Magnoliopsida; Fabales; Fabaceae
Source: RefSeq, a predicted model, not a curated record
UCGAUAUACACAAUGUUGUAGUGGGAAAAAGGCACAUCAACUCCUCAAAUUUGGUGAUGUACUCUGCCACUAUGUUGUUGUUGUCCUGCUUCAGCUUCAAGAACUCUAUCUCCUUCCUAUUCUUCACAUUCUAAGGGAAGUUGUUAUGGAUAAUGGACCUUAUGAAAAAGAGCUUGCUGCAGGGAAGGAACCAAAAUCAUUUCAUAGGCCCAAAAGAGUGAUUCGUAGACCCAAAGAGUGGGAGGAUUUUGUGAGUUUUUGAUAUAUUAGCCCUGUAUAUGCUGGAAAGGUUCUAGAAUGAGUUUGUUAGGAGAUUCUGUUAGAGAAUUCUGUUAGGAAAAUCAAAUAUAUUGUAAUGAGGUGAAUCAAUUUGGAGCAAUGAACAAUUUGUUUUCUCUUUCUUGCUUUUAUCUUCUUGGAGGUUUCUCUGUCCUCGAAUUCAGAGAAUUUCCCGUUUGUUUAAUUGGUGUUUUCAUUGAGAGAACCACCUCCUAUGGCAGAUGGUACACGGUCCAAAUCAGGUACUUAGUCUCAUAAGCUUGAUGAGCUUAUUCAGAAACUUUUGUCAUUCCAGACCUCUAUCACCUCCAGAUUUGAUGAGAUGGCAUCACGCGUUUCGGCCUUGGAAUCGAAACCCCCUUCAUCCUCCACACAUUCAACCCUUAAUUAUCACGCUUCAGAUUCUUCCUCUUCUCCUCAAAAGCACUUCCUCAAGCUCGAUGUUCCACGAUUCGACGGCGCAGACCCACUUGGUUGGAUUUUUAAGAUUUCACAAUUCUUCGACUAUCAUGAAACCCCACCGGAGGAGCGCAUCACUGUUGCCUCCUUCUAUUUAGACGGUGCAGCCUUGGCUUGGUUUCAAUGGAUGUAUCGGAAUGGUCAGAUCCUUUCAUGGACUCAGUUUUUGCAGGCACUGGAAACCCGGUUUGCUCCCUCGGCAUUCGACCAUCCUAAGGGUAAGUUGUUUAAGCUUCAGCAAACUUCUACAGUGGCUGAUUAUUUAAGUGAAUUUGAGGCUUUAUCUAAUCGUAUUGAUGGACUACCUCCUUCAUUUUUGCUGAGCUGUUUCAUUUUCGGCCUCAAAACGGAGGUUUGACGCGAGGUUUUGGCGCAACAACCCUCUUCUUUGUCUCAAGCAGCUGGGCUUGCUCGAUUACAUGAAGAAAAACUACAAGAUCUCUAUCGUUGGUAUAGACCUCACCCUCUUCCAAUGACACAUUUGACCCAAGUCAGCAAAACGUUUUCUCCGCCACAAGGGCUACCCCCGCCCAAACCAUUACCACCUUUGCUUCCCACUCCCUACCAUCCUCCGCGCUUUCGAAGAUUAUCCGAGGCUUAAGUGGUUGAGCGACGAGAGAAGGGGUUGUGAUUUAAUUGUGAUCAAAAGUUUUCACGAAAUCACAGAUGCAAGGCGAAGUUUAUGCUUAUAAUGGCUGAAGACGUUGAGAACUUGGAUGACGAUUCUAUAGGGGUGCAUUGCUGGAUUUUUUUUAGAGUGUGACGGAAGAAACAUGGACCAAGGGUCCAACUCCUAGAGUUAUGGCCAGAAAAUUACUUGAAGAUUUGACCAUUUCAGAGCUGAGUGGGUCCCAUGGGCUUGGUGGGUCUAGGGUUCUCUUCACUUGGGCCUUACAUGAAUGACCACCUUUAUUGCAUGUUGAGUAGUGUAAGAUUUCAUUUUGUCUGGUCUUGUAUUACGGACCUUAGUAUAGGACUUUUUGGACUUUAGGCUUAUUGAGCCUAGUGUUGGACUUCAUGGGCCUUUGCAUUUUGGGUACCCAAUAUUGGGCUCAUUUUAAUCCUUGUAAUUUUUCAUUUUCAUUGUAUUUGCUUGGCCAUUGUAUUUAGGCCAUUAGAUUAGGAAUAUAGAAGGAAUUCAAUAAUUGGACUAUUAGGCUUGAUCUAAGUUUAAUUUAGGAGUCAUUUGACUUGAAUUUGGAUCACAUGAUUUAAGCCUUGUUGGUGCUGAACAUGUGUGACUAAAUUCAAUCCAAAUACAUUCUAAAUUAAACUUAGAUGAUGGCUAGAAGCACCAUUCACGGACUAGCACAUGGGUGAUCCAAAAUUUGAAUUUUAAAUUCCAUUUGAAAUUCAAAUCUUGGCACCUAAUUUUCUUGCUUGAGUUGGCGCCAUUAGCUAGCUUGAUCCGCUCCUAUAAAUUGCAUUCCUUAUUCAUUUUGUAAGCACUUUGAACAUUUUAUGAGAAUUUUGAAAAAUUAU